AUGGACCUGGCGCUGCAGCAACGGGAUGAGGUCGACCACAACACCGAGCUGACGCAUGCCAAACCCGACACGAGACCCGCUGCCGCCAACGCCAACGCCAACCAAGACGACGACGACCACCGGGAGACGACGCCCAAGAUGUUGGCCCACGAUUCCAUGGUCACUGUCAGGCUUUCCGAGCCGCCUACUCUGACCCUCGACACCAAUGUUGGCCCCGAUUCACCCCCGAGGAGGAGACCUAGCACUGUCAAGAUUGAAAAGCUUCCCUUCCCGACAGAGACGCUAGAGGUCAAGACUCAGAAUCAGCCAGAGGACGAGACCGACGACACGCCACCCAGCGACCCUACGACGCCGUUACCUGUUACGAACGCUACUCGGAAUCUUCAAGACGAGCUUGUGGACUGCGAGGACGAGGCCGAAGAAGAGGGAGACCGCAUCACUUCACUACCAGCUAGGGGAACCCUACUCGAGACGCCCAUAGAAUUUAAGAGGCCCGUGGUGGACGAAGCUGAAGAAGAGGACGAGGAGGAAGUCAAUUGGGACGAACUGCAGAAAUCCGAAGCACAAGAACCUAGGGACGCGGAUACAGAUAGAGUAAGUGCAUCCUGUGGCUACUCAAACAGCAACUUUGUCGAGGCUCACAGUUCCCAGUCUACAGCCAUGUUGCUGGCCAUGCUAGAGCAGGAAAACGAUAAGUUGGCGACGAACCCCAAGACCAUCAAAGUUCAAGCCGUGGAACAAGUGGCCGCUUCCAAUCGCCCGAGACCGCCAUCAAUGGCACAAUUACGACACAUGGUCCACGGGCCAACACCACCGGCCUUGCGAUACUCGAUGCUCCCGCCGCCACCAAUGACCGAUCUCGAGUUUUACGCCGCAUUGGUCAAGGACUAUCAACAGACGGCAGCUCGAUUGCCAACGCUUCUAUCGAACAAGAUACGCAAAGGCAUCCCCCCUCCGCUACGAGGCGUUGUAUGGCAAAGCAUGGCAGGCGCAAGAGAUUCCGCACUCGAGGAGCAAUACGAGCGAUUCACGGGCGAGUCGAGUCCCUACGAGCCCAUUAUCGGCAAGGACCUCGGUCGGAGUUUCCCUGGAGUCGACAUGUUUCGCGACCCCGAGGGCGACGGACAACGCAUGCUCGGCCGGGUUCUCAAAUGCUUCAGUCUCUACGAUACGAAAAUUGGUUACUGUCAAGGGCUGGCUUUUCUUGUUGGCCCUCUCUUGAUGCACAUGCCCGAUAAACAGGCAUUUUGUGUUUUAGUCCGAUUGAUGGAACGAUAUGAUCUGCGAAGCUGUUUCCUGCCAGACCUGUCAGGACUGCAUGUCCGCAUCUACCAGUUUCGAGAGCUUCUUCGAGAGCACAUGACACCAGUAUCGAACCAUCUGGAGGAAUUGCAAGUCGAUCCGGCGUACGUUUCACAAUGGUUCCUCAGCUUUUUUGCUGUUACAUGUCCCCUGCCGAUGCUGUUUCGCAUCUACGAUGUCAUCUUUGCCGAGGGGGCCCCGGAGACCCUGAUGCGGGUCGCCCUAUCCCUGAUGCAGAAGAAUCAGGCCCGGAUUUUAGCGUGCACCGAGCUCGAGGAUGUCAUGCAACUUCUCCUUUCGAGGGGUCUGUGGGAUUGCUACCAUUACAACGCAGAUGAAUUUGUGCAGGACUUUGUCAGUUUAUCGGGCGUUGUCACCAGAGAGACAUUGCUACAGUUGGAGCAGGGGUACAGAGACGCGCAAAUUGCUAGCGCUAAUGCGGCGCGUUCCUCCGACGUGACCACUGCAGCCUCCCGAUUCCUCGGCCGCAUUUGGGCUUCCUCCACCAUCAUCUCCCCGAAGUCCUCCUCCACCCUCAGCCCGGGCCUCACCGCUCCGUCACGGCCUUUGAGCAUGCUGCGCAGGAGCACAUCGAAGCAGAGCCUGGCCUCCACUCUCAAUUCGAUGGAAGCCAGCUCCGUCAGCGUUCUCAGUCCUGCAUCCACCGAAGCCACCACCGUCUCCCGAGAUUCAUCAAACACCGACAGCGCAUCCAUCCGCGAAUCGACGCCCAUCCCUAGCGGCGGCAAGGCCUUCAAUGGCGGCAAGAACAACAAGGAGAAUGCACUGCACACCCAGAUCGAAGACCUCCUCACUGCAUUGACCGAAUUGCAACGAAACCAUGCAUCGCUCGCAAACGAACUCCAAAAGGAACGGGAACAGCGCGAGGACGAUAAGCAGGCUGUCCGGUCGCUACUGGACGGUCUGCGCAAGAAGGCCAGCAACGACUCUGUCGGUACCGAUGCGAGCGUCGAUACUCUCAAGGCGACCGAUGACCCCGCAAAUGAGGCACGCGAGGGAGGCGAGGGAGAUGUGUCCACUGCCAAGACAGGCGAGCAAGAUACCCCGUCACCAGGAGACCUAUCACAACUCCUCGAUAAUGUCGAAGAACGAUUUGGGCGCCAUGGCGGCGUCGGCGUCGAACGCAGAAUGUCCAGAGGCGAAUCCAAAUCGCAAAUGCAACAGGAAUUGCAGCAACUCAAGGACCAGCUCGCCAGCGCGGUAUCACAGUCUCAGGACUACAACCGAAAAAUGCACGACCUAGAACAAGAAAUUACAACACUUAAGGAUCAAGUGCGGGAAUCCCACUCGCAUACACGCAUCUUGCACCAGGACAAACAGCGACUGGAGAAGCAAAUACACACGAUGAGAGCGCGGGCAUCCGCCGCCGGUGCGGAGAGUAAUACUCAGCCCGAUGGUGAUUCGCCUGUGAGGAAGAGUUCUGCUAGUGGUGCGAGCGGCUUGAGAGAGUUGAAGCUUGGUAGGAGCAAGUCAACCCCGUCCCAAGCUGGAUCGAUAUUCAGCAAGCGUUCCUCGUCAAUGCCGAAGCCUCACGACUCGACGCCACCACCGGCUACACAGGCGCCGCCUCCCGUGCCGGCUCCGCCACCGACGGAUGACCAGCACGAGGCGUUGCUGUUGGAGCUCGUGCAGGCCAAGACUUCCGAAGCUAUCGCCAGGCAAGAGGCCGAAGAGACGAAACAAAAGCUUGAGAGCUUAAGAAAGGCAUACAGCCUCGUUACUGGAGAGGCAGCACAGGCACAACCUGCAGCAACGGCGGCAGGAGCGGCAGCGUCAGCGGCCAUGGGCGUAUUUGGUCGCCUCACGGGAGCAGCGGCAGAGCCCGUCAAGCCGCCGACGCCCGCCCCAGCAGCAGCAGCAGCCGCCGCAGCAGCUCCCGCGCCCGCGGCGGGAGGCUUCUGGGGUUGGAGGAGAUAA
This is a messenger RNA of Colletotrichum tamarilloi, 3240 nucleotides long. RefSeq names its product TBC domain-containing protein. The transcript has 2 exons. Lineage: Eukaryota; Fungi; Ascomycota; Sordariomycetes; Glomerellales; Glomerellaceae. Bases 1 to 3240 code for a protein of 1079 amino acids. The record is from RefSeq and is a predicted model, not a curated record.